AUAUUCUUAGUCGGGGGGGCAGCCCUACUAAUAGGAAGUGACGGUGCUUCCAUAGAAGGGUGUGGCCCAGUAAAUGAAUAAUGAAUGAACAUCUGUUCGAUCGUCAUAAAACCUGUUGGUGAAGCCGGGGCCAUGUUGGAGGCGCCACUGGACAGGAACUUCUCCCAUAGCACCUUCUUGUUCAGAGGUUUUCCUGAGCUGCACAAACACCGACGGCUGCUGGCGCUGCCGUUCUCCACGUCCUACCUGACGGCGCUGCUGGGAAACUCUCUGCUGGUGUACGUGAUCCGAAGCGUGGAGAGUCUGCACAGCCCCAUGUACCUCCUCAUCUGCACGCUCUGUGUCGUCGACAUCCUUGUGGUGACUGCCAUCAUCCCCAACAUGCUCCUCGGCCUCCUCUUCGACUGGGACGAGAUCUCACUGGGUGGCUGCUUGACUCAGAUGUUCUUCACUCACUUCCUGUCCUCAUUGGAGUCAACAUUGCUGCUGGCAAUGGCACUGGACCGCUAUGUCGCCAUCUGCCAGCCACUGCGCUAUGCCAAAAUCAUCAACUCCUCCAUGUUCGUGAAGCUGCUGCUCUUCACUCUGAUCCGCAGUGGCUCCAUCAUGGUGACGCUGGUCGGUUUGGCAAGUUCGCUGCACUUUUGUGGCUCGAACACAAUCCAACACUGCUACUGUGACCACAUGGCGCUGGUCAGCCUGGCGUGUGGCAACACAGAGAAAAACAGCACAGCAGGCCUCGCUGUGAUUGUCUGUUUUGUGGGCGUGGACAUACCGCUCAUCUUCUUCUCCUACAUGAAGAUCUUGAGCGUUGUCUUGCGAGCAGCGGCAGCUGGUGAGGACCGCUGGAAGGCGUUUCACACCUGUGGCACUCACCUGAUUGUCAUGAUGUGUUUCUACCUGGUGGGCAGCGUCACGUUCCUCUCUCACAACCUGAACAUCCCCAUCCCAACGGACGUCAACACCUUCAUGGGACUCAUGUACAUUCUGUUCCCGGCGACAGUUAACCCCAUCAUCUACGGUGUUCGGACUAAAGAAAUCCGAAAUGGCUUUUUACGGAUUUUUAAAGUGCGAGUGGAAAAAGUUUUGAUGGUGAAAGUUUCUCCAGCUGGAAAAAGACAAACGUGACAAUGUUCCUCUGCUUCAAAAAAAACUCCCCCCGAUUCUCCAGUCAACUGUUUGUGUCUCUGAGUUACAGAUUCUCUAACGGUCACUUGAACAUCUCCUUGU
Messenger RNA from Epinephelus fuscoguttatus (brown-marbled grouper), 1230 nucleotides. It is a transcript of the gene or55e1, whose product is annotated as odorant receptor, family 55, subfamily E, member 1. Gene Ontology annotation, cellular component: membrane. Gene Ontology annotation, molecular function: G protein-coupled receptor activity; olfactory receptor activity. The coding region runs from base 85 to 1128 and encodes 347 amino acids. NCBI's taxonomy places the organism in Eukaryota, Metazoa, Chordata, Actinopteri, Perciformes, Serranidae. The record is from RefSeq and is a predicted model, not a curated record. The transcript is spliced from 2 exons. Gene Ontology annotation, biological process: G protein-coupled receptor signaling pathway.